This is a messenger RNA of Penicillium bovifimosum, 1926 nucleotides long. Its product is annotated as ATP-grasp domain-containing protein. Gene Ontology annotation, molecular function: ATP binding; metal ion binding. The coding region runs from base 1 to 1926 and encodes 641 amino acids. Lineage: Eukaryota; Fungi; Ascomycota; Eurotiomycetes; Eurotiales; Aspergillaceae. The record is from RefSeq and is a predicted model, not a curated record. The transcript is spliced from 2 exons.
AUGCCCAGUGCCCUGCAGCCAGUAUUCCAGGGGGAGAAUGUCUAUUUUAUGAAUAGGAAGAUCAAGCUCACUGGGAAUUGGGACUCGAGACGAACUGAGAAGUCGGAGUCAUUUGAGAUUGUCACUGUUCCAGUCCAAAUUGAAGAGUAUCACUCUGAUGCUCCACUAGAAAGUGAGACGAUCGAAGAGUACGUCAAGUUCAUCCACCUCCAAGGCAAACACAGUAUGCAGUACCUGACUCUAUACUACAGUGGACUUGGACCGUUGGGCACACUGGUGGAGGAGUAUCUGACUGAUCCGCAGCAAAAUAGCAUCGCAACCUUGCAGCUCGUUGUUCCCCUUCGAAAAGGCUUUGGAGCUCGAGGAAAUGCAUUCCGCGACCAGCUGGACGUCUACAAGCCACAGUUGCGAUACCUAGAUCAUUCUGAAUUUGCCAAAGAGUACCUUCCGCCGACCAAGCAAGCAACGGCUUCUCUUGCAGACAUUAUCCCUUUUAGUGUCUGCACGAUUGUGUCGCAACCAAGUCUCACCAAUAAUUCAGACAUCCAAUUGGAUUUGCGCAAAAUACUUUCCUUCCCAUGGCUUUUGCAGGAACAGCCGCAAUGGAAAGUAUGCGCACUGGUUCACGGCCGCGACGCCAUCGAGGCUUUCCGGCCAAUUGCCGAGACAGCCCACGACCUGGGAAUCAAGCUGAUUGUACUGGAUCGCCCCAGCCAUUGGCUACUCACAGACCCCAAGUAUAAAACACUAUACGAAGAGUUCGGGCCAAUUGACAUGACCAUCGAUGAGGAUUUCCCAGGGCGAAUUGCAAAAGCCGUUCAGGCGGUAGCCACACGCAGGGGACACAUUGAUGGCAUCUGCACCGUGUCUGACCGCUGUCUCCUGCCUGUUGCCAAAGCUGCCACCGCACUUAACCUUCCCACCGAGCCGCCUCACGCGUUCGCGACUGCCAUCGACAAAGCGGCUAGCCGCCAGCUCUGCGCGGACGAAGGCAUCUCAUUCCUCGCCGUCCAGCAUCGCGCCGAAAUCAAGGCUCGCCUCAAGGACGGCACAUUCCACGCACAAUACCCGCUCAUUGUCAAGCCAUCAACUGGAUGGAGCUCCGAGCACGUUUUCAGAGUGAAAAACGAGGAAGAGCUCUGUCUGGCAGCAGAACGGGUCGCAACAAGACGCAACACCAAGAUACUCAUCGAGCCAUUUGUUGACGGGCCUGAGGUGGACGCUAAUUUCGUGCUUUGUGAUGGGGACCUUCUUUUCUUUGAGACAUCAGAUGACUUUCCGAGUCCUGCAGAUGGUCCCGGGGCAGGAAUGGACUCGAACUUCUUUGAGAACGCCAAUGUACUCCCAUCGGGGUUGCCGCAGGUUGAGGUUGACCUGAUCCGUACCCGACUUCAUCAGCUUCUGCUCAACGUGGGCUUCCGAACGGGCGUUUUCCAUCUCGAGGCUCGGAUCAUGGACUCAUCGAUGGAAUACGCUGAAGAUGAAGCUGGCAUCCUUGAUCUUCGGCCUCGUCUUCCUUCUACUGGGGAAAAGAGUAGCAAUGGUUCAAGUAAUGCAAAAUGCUUCUUGAUCGAAAUUAACCCCCGACCGCCUGGUUUCCCGUGUGUGUACUCCACGCGCCUGACAUACGGGAUCGACUACUUUGCUUUGCACCUCCUCGGGGCGAUUGGAGAUAAAGCGCGGAUUAGGGGUCUCGGACACUCUUUUUGGGAUCGCGUGCCAGUCUUCUCUCCAUCGGCCGAGGGAGGACGAUUAUGGAGCAGCAUCGCAUUUAUUGCUACCGAUAAAGCCGGUGGCAUCUGUGACUCCGAAGAUCCAGUUGAGGAUCUGCUCACGCGCUGCCCAUCGUUGAGGCCUCCCCCAUGCGACACCGGAACAAUUGGUGUUUUUGGGUUUCUUCUUGGUGCUGUCGAGGUCAUCGCGUGA